This is a messenger RNA of Beta vulgaris subsp. vulgaris (sugar beet), 1179 nucleotides long. Its product is annotated as WEB family protein At2g17940. The record is from RefSeq and is a predicted model, not a curated record. Bases 197 to 901 code for a protein of 234 amino acids. The transcript has 2 exons. Lineage: Eukaryota; Viridiplantae; Streptophyta; Magnoliopsida; Caryophyllales; Amaranthaceae.
GUAGUGUUAGUUUGGCCAAAUUAAAUCAAGCAAGUAUACAUCUUUAUUAUCAAUCCCAUAGAUAUAAAAUGUCUUCCAUUUGUUGCCACCUUCAUAUAUAUUCAAACUAAAAAUUUGGUUUAUUACUAAUUGCUACAAAGUACUAUAAACUUAAUUAGAGAGUCUUGAUAACAACAUCAACUGAGAUAGCUCAGCUAUGGAGAAAGAGCAUGGCGGCGUGGUGGUCAAGGGAAGGGCAAUCAUCGACUCUCGGCCACCGUUCCGAUCGGUUAAAGAAGCAGUCGCGCUGUUCGGAGAGAGGGUGCUAGUUGGGGAGAUUUAUGCCAAGCAACUCAAAGAGAUGAAAGUAGCCAAGACACCUUCAGAGAAAGAAAAUAUAAUAACCUCAACACUGGCAGAUAAAUUUGUCUCAGCUGAACUAGAAGAAACAAAGCAAACCCUACAAAAAGCAAGAGAAGAAGGCAAUUAUAUGGCAAAUUGCUUAAAAUCAUUGAAAGAAGAGUUAGAAGAAACAAAGAUAGAGCUCCAAAAUAUGAAAGCUGCAAAAAAUGUGGUGAAGAAAGAGCACCCAAAACCCAUCAUUAUCAACCCAGAGAUUGAAGAGCUUAAAUUUGUUGAGAUUAAUCCUAAUAAUUAUGACAAUAAUAAUCAUGGGAUUAAUCAUGAAUAUCAACAUGAAUUCCAAAAGAAGAAGAUUGUAACAUUUGCAAGUCCACCAUCUCUAACUAGAGAAAUCAAGCAAAGUCUCAAUGAUGAAAGAAGUACUAGUAGAUUUGGAAGAAGCUCUUCUAUUAGGAAGGAAGGAAAGAAUAAAAAACCAGUUCUUGCAAUUAUGGGAUGGCUUUUGCCAAAGAAAAAAAGAAGCUAUGAAGGUGAUUAUGAUCGUUCUCCUCAAGUUUAAAGCACUAGCUAGCUAGUAGCUACAUAUUUCGGAUUUACCCAUCUACAAUAGGUGGGCGUAGCUAUUCAAUUUGAAUUGAAAACAUAUGUUCGGAUUUAUUUUGUUACAUUAAUCACAAGUUUAAUUUGUACUAAAGUUUUGGAGAAAAAGAGAGUAAAUAAUUGUAUAUGCAAUCCAUAUUUGAGGGGUUAGAAAAAAAUGCAGUUGGUGUAUUGUAACUUUGCAAUGAAUAUUUUUUUUGAGAGUUUUAUUGAUUUUGGCUCUCUGAAUUUUGUUAA